Corylus avellana is the source of this 1290-nucleotide messenger RNA. RefSeq names its product Mitochondrial transcription termination factor family protein. Lineage: Eukaryota; Viridiplantae; Streptophyta; Magnoliopsida; Fagales; Betulaceae. Gene Ontology annotation, molecular function: double-stranded DNA binding. Gene Ontology annotation, biological process: regulation of DNA-templated transcription. The record is from RefSeq and is a predicted model, not a curated record.
AUGAAACCAAAGGACAACGUCGUUUUACCUAAACGACAAUGUUAUAUUGUUUCUGCAGUUUUACAUGAACAUCCCCUGAAGCCUAAGCCCCUAAUCGCAUUUUCAAUGCAGGCAAUCAAAUCACUCUCCCGUCCUUGGGCCUAUGAGCUCCACAGGCGGUUUCUUGCAGACACAACCAAACCCUUUCUCUUUCUCUUUCUCUUCUACCAUUCUUUUUCUUCAUCCACUGAAGCAAAAACUAACUCCUCCUCCUUCAGCGAUUUCCUAAUCAACAACUUCAAAAUCUCCAAAGCCCAAGCCCUCUCUAUCUCCACCCGGUUUCAUCGCGUCACAUCCCAUGAGAAACCCCAAUCCGUGCUUCUCUUCCUCCAAAAUCUCGGAUUCUCCGAGACCCACAUUCGGUCCGCGGUCCGUGUUUCCCCCCAAAUACUCUUCUGUGAUAUCGACAAGAUACUCAAACCCAAGAUCAAGUUUUUUCAGGAUCUGGGUCUUGUGGGUUCUGAACUGAGCAACUUUAUUUCCAAGAAUUCCCCGGUCUUGACUGUCAGUUUGGAGAGAAGAUUGGUACCCUGCGUUGAAAUUCUCAAGAAAAUCUUGUGCAAAAAUGAGAAUAACCAGGACCUUUUUCGGGUUCUGAGGCGGUGCAGUGGGUUGGUGAGGGGAAACCCUGAAUCUAGGUUGGUGGGCAACAUUGCUUUCUUGAAGAGUUGUGGGAUUGUUGGGUCUCAGCUCUCGAUGCUUUUGACUAGGCAGCCUUGGCUUUUUAAUAUGCAGCAAUCCAAACUUAGAGAUCUUGUUUCUCGGGUUUUAGACAUGGGGUUUUCUGUGAAUUCGAGGAUGUUGGUUUAUGGGCUUUACACGGUUAGUUGCAUGAGCAAUGAUACUUUCAUGAGGAAAUUGGAAUUGUUUCGGAUUUCCGGGUUUUCUUCGGAUGAAUGUAUGGAAAUGUUUCGAAAGCAACCUGCUUUGCUUAGGGCCUCUGAGCAGAAGUUGAAGCUUGGAAUUGAGUUCUUCAUGAAUACCAUUAAGUUGGAAAAGUCGGUGUUAGUUCGUUUGCCUGUGUCUUUAAUGUAUAACUUGGAUGAAAGAGUGAUUCCGCGGUACAUGGUUUUGCAGAUUUUGAAGUCCAAAAGUUUGCUGAAGAGUGAGCUAAGUUUUGUUCAUACCUUGAAUAUAACAGAGGAGAAAUUCUUGGAGAAGUUCAUAGUGAAGUUUAGCGAUCAUGCAGAGGAAUUGUUAGUAGCUUACAAGGGUCAUUUACUGGAUUCUUCUUCUGGAGAUGAAGCUUAA